This is a messenger RNA of Amoebophrya sp. A25, 3243 nucleotides long. The record is from the annotation of a GenBank genome assembly. NCBI's taxonomy places the organism in Eukaryota, Dinophyceae, Syndiniales, Amoebophryaceae.
CUUACUCAACGAAUGAUUGAAUAUUAGGUACUAACUUAUGAAGAUGGAAUGACGAGUUCUCUACUAGUAUGUAAGUACGUUUUUAGUAUAGAUUCAUAGAUUGAUGAUUUUUAGAGGUCAAGAUGAGUGGCGUUUUUCCAGAAGAUGCCAUCGAUGACGACCUUGAAGAGAAGCCGCGGCGAACCAAGGCCGACAUACAAGCAGAUGCCGCUUUGCUGAGACAAGUCGAACUUAGGGUCACCUCUUGUUCAGAGUUCUUAGAUAGAGUUCUUCUUUUCCGUCAGAGGAACGUGCCGCAGGGUUGUUCUUCUUCUUCGGAGUUCUUAGUCCAAUUUUAUGAAGAAGAUGGAGACGGACUCAAUAGAAAACGAACUAUUCAGUAGAACCAAGUGAACCAUUUAUUUAGUGAACUACUCAGUAGAAUAUUGCGAACCUCCAUGCAUGGAGUGAGCUCUAACAAACCGUUGCCAGGGUCUAUCCCUCAGAAUGUACCUGAGGAUGCCAAAGAGCUCGCACGCCUGCGUGGACAGUCGCAAUUUUUUCAGAGCCCUACCGGACGACGCAUCGAGUACCAAAUCCUCGGUCGGUGUGCGCCGGAAGACCCUUGGCUGUUCUACAUCGCGGGAAUGACUAUGCAUGGCAUGCCUUCGCAGAUAUCCACGAUAUUCAUGACGCGAGAGAGUGGUAUCGACAAGCGUUCUCAUGGCGAAGCGGACCUACCCUUUCGGGUUGUGGCGCUAUCGAGACCCGGGUACGGUCGAUCGACGCUGAAUCUACGGUAUGUUUGACGUCGUGGAAUACUAUUUUACUCCAAUUACCUUGUAGUAACCCCUACAUUCUUUGUUCUCAUUCGCAUUGAUUAUGACAUCGCUACUCCUAGCCUCGGAGUAGAUGAACCCAACAAUGAUCGACGUCUGAAGACUAUGAACAAAGAUAUUCUCAUCUUCAUCAAAUGGUACUUCAACUUGAGCUUGUCGAAACAGCACUUCCUAUUUAAUAAAUAUGGUUACUUUGAAAUUGAAUGGGUAUUCAAAGAAAUCAAACUCGGAAUUGGUGAAGAGAAUAACCUGGAUUUCGCCACACAGCUAACCCUAUGUAAGUAAGCGUAAUAAAGUGGUGCUAGUUUUGAUCAUGUUCAUGUGGAAUUCCAGCAGGAAAGUGGUCGUACGCUGAUUUUGUUGCAGAUUUGGACGCCUUAGCGGAACAUCUCGGAGCCAACGAUAUCGGUGUCUGGGGAACUAGCAGUGGAGGUCCAAAUUUAAGAUGACUCGUCUCACUCUCAGUGUAAGAAUUGAUUCCAUUUAAGUAAGGGAGCUGCUAGUGCUAACAUUUAAGGUUACUCUCUUUGUAAGAAUUCAUUCCAUUUUACUGUAAAGGGGCUGUUGUUUUCGGGAAUCCCUGCUCACUGGAAAUUUCUUUGGGGGUUAUAAUCGUUCAUAUUUCUACUUUAAGAAGCUCUAUCUAAUGAACUGUCUCGCUGCGGCCGCCUUGUGUCGGAAAGUGCGUAUCGCUGGUGUACUGCUGCUCUCGUGUGAUGCCAACUAUGGACCAUCUUUUCCACGUGGAACAAAAAUGUUUACCAGCACCGCUGCAGGAGCAGCUGCGAGAAGCUACAACGGUCAAAAGGCACUAGCGAAAGUGAGCAUUAAGACUAGAAUGUGCCCCACAUCUAUGUACUGUAGCUACUCAGUUGAACUUCAUACUUCGUCUUCUGCAAGCUGUAGUAAGUACAACAAGGCCACAGAGGUGCUAUGUGUUAAGGUUCGAAAAAAUUCAUUUUUGCAGGCUAUCUUCUCUCGGUACUGCUAUGGUAAAAUGGAUGUCUCAAGCAUUAGAAGAAAUUGAAAGGUGCUUAAGUUGUAGAGGUUGUAGCAUCUUCCCACCUCCAGCUCUUCAUCUAAAAACAGUAAGUACAAUUACCAGGACGAAGAAAAAGAAGCAAUCGUGUCCUACGUGGACGGUAUGUCUUUCGUCAGGAUGGAUGGAAUCUGUGGAGCGUGCUGUUGUGCUGGAUGGUGUUGUCAGAUACUUUGCCGCUGUCCACGAGGCAUACGAGUGGAUACGGUUGUGGAAAAUUAUGAGAACAAAUUUUUGUAGUCCUAGUUCUUUGGAAGAGUUUCGCGGUGUGGCAUCUCUACUAGAACACGAGACACUGAUGGCGAUUUUCAAUCUUGAUCGGCAGUCUGUAGUCACGUUGGUUAUGAUAAAUCUGACAAAUAGAAUUGUUGGAUUCAUUCGAACGGUACUUCUAAGAACAGAAGGAUCUCGAUUUUGGCCUGGCUGAAGUACAGGCGCCAGUGAUGCUAGUUCACGGAGACAAAGACGAUACUUGCGAUGCAAAUUGCAUGUUUUUUCAUGCAAGAGGACUACCAAAUGUAGUGCGGACUCAACUUAUGGGAGCAGAACUUCAAGAAUUUUAAUUCGGUUUAUUCUCAGGCUUGAUUUAUUUAGGUAUACCUACCAAGCGUCUUCAUGGAGGAAAAAAACUCGUGUAUGAAGUUGUUGCCUUUUAUGUUCACGAAAAUAAGGUGUAAGUUGUUGCUUUCGAUUGUCCUUGAGCUCGAGAAACCCAAAUGAUGGAGACCGAUGUCGACAUUAGGCUUCGUCGCGUGUGAUACAUAGGAGUUCAAGUUCUUUUGAUAAGCAUGGAUGAGAAUGUCCAUUAUUUUUUUCGCUCCAUAGUUAGUUUUCAUUGACAUCAAGGGGCAAGGUUUCUAUGCCCAACCACCGUUAGUUUUUAUCAACCCUCCGCUUACCUUCAUCCCUGUCGUUCCAGGCAUGGGGCAUUGCGUUAUGCCGCAAAAACUCUUUGACGAGCUGAUGCUGGACUUCGCGCAGCUACUAAUCUUGGAAAAACGAAAGGGUGCCACUAAUCCGAUACGAGCUGUUCUGGAUGCACCACAGCAAGAAUUCUUUUCUGCGUCCGCUAAAUGAGUGGAGGAACGACGACCCGAAUGAGUAACAUGUUCUUGGCUCCUCAAGUACUUGCAGGCAGAUAGAUACUUCUUCUACCCGACGGCGACAGAAAUAUCAUGUUCGAGCCGGAACGUUGUACAGACAAAUGGAACAACCUAGAAAAUAACACUGUGGCUCACAUGACGAGAGUCUCACAGGAUGGAAGGCCUGAUCCCUACUUAUCUUUAGGUGACUGUGAAUGAAGUACAAAUUAAUACAGCCCUCACGGUUACUAGCGCAAGGUGAUCCGAGCGAAUACUGCGCCUGGUUUGAAAGAUAACUUCAGAG